AUGCCUAACCACGCAGAUCAUAGUAAUUAUAGCGCUGGCCUUUCCAAGAGUGAGGUCUUGGAAAGCGUCUUGCUUUCAUACGAAGCUUUAAGCUCAGAUACUUCAAACUGGGUUGCCAAUUUGGCAAACUGUUCUUCAUUAGUGUGGCAUGCCUACCAUUCAUUGGGCAUCAAGGUAAACUGGGCAGGUUUUUACGUAUUGAACAAAGAGGUUGAAGGCGAAUUGAUAUUAGGACCGUUCCACGGAAAAGUGGCUUGCCAAACAAUCAAGAUUGGCAAGGGCGUAUGUGGAGCUGCAGCACAGACGAAAGAAACUCAAUUGGUAGCCAACGUACACGAAUUUCCAGGUCAUAUCGCGUGUGACGGCGAUACAAACAGCGAGAUUGUGGUUCCUUUGGUGAAGGACAAUGUCACUUUCGGGGUAUUAGAUAUUGACUGUUUGGAAUUAAAUGGUUUUGAUGCAACGGACAGAGAAUACUUGGAGAAGUUAGCACAGCUCAUCAUACAUUCUUGCACUUGGUAA
Molecule: messenger RNA, 522 nt
Organism: Suhomyces tanzawaensis NRRL Y-17324
Lineage: Eukaryota; Fungi; Ascomycota; Pichiomycetes; Serinales; Debaryomycetaceae
Product: L-methionine (R)-S-oxide reductase
Exons: 1
Coding region: 1-522 (173 amino acids)
Cellular component (GO): cytosol
Molecular function (GO): L-methionine (R)-S-oxide reductase activity; protein binding
Source: RefSeq, a predicted model, not a curated record